Messenger RNA from Xyrauchen texanus (razorback sucker), 1840 nucleotides. Its product is annotated as dolichyl-diphosphooligosaccharide--protein glycosyltransferase 48 kDa subunit-like. NCBI's taxonomy places the organism in Eukaryota, Metazoa, Chordata, Actinopteri, Cypriniformes, Catostomidae. Gene Ontology annotation, cellular component: oligosaccharyltransferase complex; endoplasmic reticulum membrane. The record is from RefSeq and is a predicted model, not a curated record. The transcript is spliced from 11 exons. The coding region runs from base 26 to 1426 and encodes 466 amino acids.
CACUGACGUUGUCCAACGGAGGAAAAUGUCGAUGGGCUGUUUGUCAAUGAGGGACACCACGACUGUUGUAACGUUAACUUGCAAAAGACGAGGCGCAACAAUGGCCCCCACAUUGUCUGGUGGGUUUAGCAGAAGCACCAUUUUUGUUUUAUCCGUGGCUUUAAUGCUGCAGACAGUUUUGGGAGACGGAAAGACUCUCAUUCUGCUGGAAAAUCCCAACAUUAGAGACACUCAUUCAAUUUUCUUCCGCAGUUUAGCAGAUCGUGGGUUCGACCUUACAUUCAAGACUGCUGAUGAUCCUGGUCUCUCUCUGAUCAAGUAUGGCCAGUUCCUCUAUGACAAUCUCAUCAUUUUCUCUCCAUCUGUGGAAGAUUUUGGGGGCAACAUCAAUGUAGAGACUAUUACAGCCUUCAUUGAUGGUGGACGAAAUGUUCUUGUUGCUGCCAGCUCUGAUAUUGGUGACCCUCUGAGAGAGCUUGGCAGUGAAUGUGGUAUUGAAUUUGAUGAGGAGAAGACUGCAGUCAUUGACCACCAUAAUUAUGACAUUUCAGACCCUGGAGAGCACACCCUGAUUGUUGCAGAUCCAGAGAAUCUUCUUAAAGCCCCAACUAUAGUUGGCAAGCCCACUGAAAAGCCAGUCCUGUUCAAAGGUGUUGGCAUGGUGGCUGACCCAGAUAACUCUCUAGUGUUGGACAUACUGACAGGCUCCUCCACCUCUUACUCUUACUUCCCUGAUCGUCCUAUCACACAGUAUCCUCAUGCAGUUGGAAAGAACACCCUCCUGAUUGCUGGUCUCCAGGCAAGAAACAAUGCACGUGUGGUUUUCAGUGGGUCACUGCACUUCUUUAGUGAUGCUUUCUUCAACUCGCCAGUGCAGAAGGCUACCCCUGGGUCAAAAAGAUAUCAGCAAACUGGUAACCAGGAGCUGGCUGAGGCCCUGUCACGCUGGGUAUUUAAGGAGGCAGGUGUUCUCAGGGUUGGCGCUGUUACCCAUCAUCCUGUAGGAGAGAGCUUCCCCCCUGCUGCUUACACCAUCACUGACCUUGUGGAAUUCAGCAUUGUGAUUGAGAUGUUGUCUGGUGGCAAGUGGGUGCCCUUUGAUGGAGAUGACAUUCAGCUGGAAUUUGUCAGAAUUGAUCCAUUUGUUAGGACGUACCUCAAGAAAAGUGGUGGAAAAUACAGUGUACAGUUCAAGCUUCCAGAUGUGUAUGGAGUGUUCCAGUUUAAAGUUGACUACAACAGACUGGGCUACACACACCUGUACUCCUCAACCCAGGUUUCUGUCCGGCCCUUGCAGCACACCCAAUAUGAGCGCUUUAUUCCCUCUGCCUUUCCAUAUUAUGCCAGUGCUUUCUCUAUGAUGGCAGGACUCUUUGUGUUCAGUGUUGUCUUUCUUCACAUGAGAGAGAAAGAGAAGUCAGAUUAAAAUGGGUAUCAGUAAUGAAAAAUAGAGAGGCUCCAGACUUCUAGCACAAGUCAGGAUGAAUAGACGUCUGAAAUAUGUUGGUGUGGGCUCCUUUUGGUGAGUUAGAGAGUGUGCCAUUACAUCUUAAGGCAGCGUUUGUAAAUUUUAGAUUUUUUUUUUAAACAUUUUUCUGGGUAAUGAACAUGUUUUGCUUCUUUGGAGUGGUUUGCAUUUGGUUAUUUAAAUUGAUUCAGAGGGGCACAUCAUCUUUUUAUUUGUAUGAAAGGCAAAAAUUAAUGAUCUGAUACACUAUGCACUGAUGUUUGGCUCUUGCUAUGAAGAGAUUGUUUUGAGUUCUACAAUUUGUUAACAAAAGAGGAAUGGAUGUUCAAAAUGUGGUUGAAACAUCUGGGGUCAAUAAAGUUCACAUUCCAC